This is a messenger RNA of Fusarium fujikuroi IMI 58289, 1287 nucleotides long. RefSeq lists its product as uncharacterized. Lineage: Eukaryota; Fungi; Ascomycota; Sordariomycetes; Hypocreales; Nectriaceae. The transcript has a single exon. Bases 1 to 1287 code for a protein of 428 amino acids. The record is from RefSeq and is a predicted model, not a curated record.
AUGAAGUCGGUCCUUACCUUUGCGGGCCUGGCCUUUGCCAGUUUCGCUGCCGCUGGCCCCUGCAGGCCUCGCACAACAACCACUGCUGCUGCGGUCUCUUCCUCCACCGAGAUCGCUUCCUCUACAGCGACUGAGACUGCUGCUGUUUCUACCAGCACGGGCUACUCCGUCCCUGUUGUCUCGGAGAGCUCUACAACCCUGGCUACAGUGAUUGUCUCGGAGACUAGCGCUACUGAGACAAGUGCGGGUGAGACAAGCGCCACUGGCACCACUACUGCCGAGACAAGUGCUGCCGGCACUACUACCGCUGAUACGAGCGCUGUUGACACCACCACCACCGCUGCCGAUACCACGACAACUGUUGAGGGUACUACUACCACCGUUGCUGACACCACUACUGCUGCUGAGGAUACCACUACCACUGCCGCCGACACCACUACCACUGCUGAAGGUACCACCACCGCCGAGGGUACUACUACUGAGGGUACUACUACUGCUGCUGAAACAACCACAACUGCUGAGGGCACAACUACCACCGCCGAGGAUACCACCACUGCCGAGACAACAACCGCUGAGGGUACUACCACUGCUGCUGACACCACCACAACUGCUGAGGGCACAACUACCACUGCUGAGGGCACGACCACUGCCGACGCCACCACCAGUACCUCUGCUGAGCCUACUGCCGACCAAUCUUGCGAUAACGCCGGCCUGGAGUAUGCCAUCUACAAGCACACAUUCUACAACUCUGAUCCUCCUCACUUCUCCUCCUUCGACCCCACCUUCUUCCAUACCGCCACCCCCACCUACCAGGGCGAGACCACUCGCAUUGGUAUCCCUCCCGGCACAGCCUCUGACACCUCCUUCGCCAUCUACGAUGGAAGCCCCUCGCAGCUGUGGCAGUACAAGGCCGUCAACCACCGCGCGUUCCUCUACGCCCCCGAGACCGGCGACUACACAGUCACCAUCCCCAACUCUGAUGAGAUCACUCUCAUCUGGUUCGGCGAAAAGGCCAUCGAAGGCUGGACUCGCGCCAAUGCCGAUCUCGAGCAGGACUACCCCGGUGGCACUUCCAAGACCUUCACCAUUCACCUCACCGCUGGCACUUACACCCCGUUCCGGCUCCUGUGGGCUAAUGCUCAGGGUGAUCUCAACUUCAUCGCUGAGGUCCAGGCUCCUGAUGGAAAGGUCAUUGUCAACGGUGAUGGCAGCGAUAACAAGUACUUUGUUCGCUUCGCCUGUGAUGAGAGCACACCUUCUUUCCCUGAUUUCGGCUACGGUGGUUAA